This is a messenger RNA of Eleginops maclovinus (Patagonian blennie), 1854 nucleotides long. RefSeq names its product zinc finger protein 90-like. NCBI's taxonomy places the organism in Eukaryota, Metazoa, Chordata, Actinopteri, Perciformes, Eleginopidae. The record is from RefSeq and is a predicted model, not a curated record. Gene Ontology annotation, cellular component: nucleus. The transcript has 2 exons. The coding region runs from base 272 to 1432 and encodes 386 amino acids. Gene Ontology annotation, molecular function: DNA-binding transcription factor activity, RNA polymerase II-specific. Gene Ontology annotation, biological process: regulation of transcription by RNA polymerase II.
AUGUUGAUUCCAAUGGAAAGUGCGUUUGGGGAUAAUAGUCAAGUGAAUAUUCAGAGUUCCUCCGUUUUCAAAUGUCAGCCGACAUUUGUUACUUGGUGUUCAGUUUUAUUUGUUCUGUUUGGAUGAAGUUAUCAAUAACUCUGGUGUACACUCCAACACAGUAGGUGGCGACAAUGCACCCGCUUUAACAAAGAAGAGCAGAAUUAGCGGAAGUAAACGGUGGAUGUAUAGUAAACCAGCGCGAAGCAUAAUUGGUUGAAUGUAUGGUUGAAUGCAGUUUGUUUUUAUUGAAAGAUUAUACUGUAGUCAAAGCGUAUGUACAUAUUACAUCGACAAUCAAGCAACAAUGUCUUCGGUGGAGUAUUUGAGAGUAUUUGUGAGUGAGCGACUCACUGCUGCUGCUGAAGAAAUAUUUGGAGUUUUUAAAAAAACGAUCGUAGAGUAUGAGGAAGAGAUCGCUCGUCAGCGCAAACUACUGGAUGUUGUUUUGAGACCUGAAAUACAUUUACGCAGGAUAGCACUACCUGUUUCCGUUGUCCCUCCAGAGCUCCCACUGCAGUAUAUCUAUCAGGACGAGGAGGACCUCGCUGAACAGCAGCUCUGUAUAGAGGACGGGAACUUCAGUCCGGACCAAGAGGACGAGGAGCCUCCUCAGAUCAAAAAAGAACAGGAGGAACUCCACACUGUUCAGGUGGAAGAGCAGCUUGUACUGAAGCACGAGACUGAAGCCUUUAUGGUGACUCCUACUGAUGAGGAAAAUGAGCAUAGUGAAGAUCACUACUUUAAUUCUUACGAGACUUUAAGUGCAGCAAAUAAAGAGUAUGUAAGCAACAUACCAUCAAUAAAUUAUGUGGUACCAGAUCCAAGCAGUAACCAGCAGGUCUUCUCUCACAACUUUCAUAAAACUGAGAGCCAAAAUCAAAAAUCUGGCAAGCAUGGCGAUUCAGGAUCAACUAUAAAUGCUACAGAGCAAAACAAAACACAUCACAAUCAAAGUAACAUUACAUGUAAUAUUCACCGGGAUACUCCCACAGGUUUAACGUUUUACACAUGUGACACUUGUGGGAGAGAAUUUAAGAACAAAACCACAUUAAAUAGACAUUUCAGGGUUCACACAAGUGAAAGGCCAUAUUUCUGCAACACCUGUGGGAGAACAUUUAAAGACAUUGCAACAUUAAGGAAACAUGAGUCAAUCCACACAGGUGAAAAGCCAUAUCCAUGCCAAAUAUGUGGUAAACAUUUCAGACUUAAAAAUGACGUGACCAACCACAUGAGAACCCACACAGAUGAACGGCCACAUGUCUGCAACAUCUGUGGGAAAAGAUACCGUCGGAAGAUGGACAUGAAAUGGCACAUGAGAAUGCAUACACGUGACAAGCAGUCGUCUUGUGAAACAUGGGGAAUUUCUGAAGAGACUUUACAGUUGGCAUGAGCAGAGCGUUACUAGUGGGAAGCCAUAUAAUUGCAACACCUCUGUGAAAGAGUAUUCCAUGUGAACAUUUCUUUUAAUGGCACCUCAAGACAGAACAAAAUCUAGAUCUGUAUCAAUGCUCUGAUCAACCAGUAAUCCCACAUCUUCUUUAUUGUGUCAAUUUUGUUUCCACAUUAUGACUUGGGUCUCACAAACAACUUCCAAGGGAGUAAAGGAAACAAUCCAAAAAGAUCAUGUGAAUACACCAUUGGUGUUGGAGUGACAUUCUAUUUUGCACAACCCUGAUUCAUAGUGGAAUAAAAGGCUCACUCUCUUCAUCUCUCACCAUAAACUUAACACAAAAAGUAAGGAAAUUUGUGUUUGGUAGAUGAUUUCUUUAUUGUAAGAAGGCUUCUUGGCAAUAAAUCUUAUACUGUUGGAAA